Fusarium venenatum is the source of this 1746-nucleotide messenger RNA. RefSeq names its product Squalene/phytoene synthase-domain-containing protein. Gene Ontology annotation, molecular function: geranylgeranyl diphosphate synthase activity; intramolecular lyase activity. NCBI's taxonomy places the organism in Eukaryota, Fungi, Ascomycota, Sordariomycetes, Hypocreales, Nectriaceae. The record is from RefSeq and is a predicted model, not a curated record. Gene Ontology annotation, biological process: biosynthetic process.
AUGGGCUGGGAAUAUGCCCAAGUACAUCUCAAGUACACGAUACCUUUUGGUGUCGUGCUAUUCGCCGUGUACAGACCAUUGAUGUCACGGUUGGAUAUUUUUAAACUCAUAUUUAUGAUAACAACUGCAGUGGUUUCUACAAUCCCUUGGGACUCUUAUCUCAUUAGAAAUCGGAUAUGGACAUAUCCUCCUGGAGUUGUUGUUGGGCUGACCGCGUGGGAUAUCCCCGCUGAGGAGCUCUUCUUCUUUGUGAUCCAAACACUCAACACGUCUCUUCUGUAUAUGCUGCUCAGCAAACCGACAUUUCACCCCGUUUAUCUCAGCAAAGCUAGUACCUCUGGAAAAAUAGCUGGACAAAUUCUGUUUGCCUCGGCCAUCAUUUUUGGCUUGGUUUCUGUCAGGGCCGGUGGUGAGGGCAUGUACAUGGGCCUUAUCCUUAUCUGGGCCUGUCCAUUCCUUUUGUUUCUAUGGACCAUUUCAUACCAGUUUAUUGUAAAUCUCCCGUGGACCAAUACUCUGCUCCCAAUUGCUCUGCCAACUGUUUAUUUGUGGGUGGUCGAUACUUUUGCGUUGCGAAGGGGAACAUGGAGUAUCACAUCAGGUACCAAAUACGGCAUUGUACUUUGGGACGGUUUGGACAUUGAGGAGGCUGUAUUCUUCCUUCUUACGAACACCUUGAUUGUCUUUGGGCUUAUUGCAAACGACAACACAUUGGCCAUUCUGGACACAUUCCCAGAGCAUUUCCCAAAGAACAAGGGUCUCCCAAGUCUCGGUUUGAUCGUUCGAGCUCUUCUUCUCCCAGAGGAAAAGUACGACCAAGAAAGAAUCUCAGGUCUGGUUAGCGCAGUUGAUCUUCUCAGGAAGAAGAGUCGCAGCUUCUACCUCGCGAGUGGAACUUUUGAGGGAAGACUCCGAAUUGAUCUCAUCCGCCUUUACGCUUUUUGCAGAGCCGCAGACGACCUUGUGGACGAGGCCCCUUCUGUUGAUGAUUCCAGAGCCUCUAUUGAAAAGUUGAGGGAAUUCCUGAACAUCGCAUACAAAGAGAACGAGGAUGAGGAAAUUUCGCCCCGACUACGCGAAUUCGUGACAUCCAACUUCCCUGAAAUGUUCCACAUGGCUCUCCUUCAACUUCCAACCUUUUAUCUACCAAAACAGCCUCUUUAUGACUUGCUCAAGGGAUUCGACACCGACCUUCUCUUUGAUCGAAAGUCUGGCAAGUUUCCCAUUGAAUCUACUGAGGAUUUGGAUAUCUACGGCAGCCGCGUAGCUGGAACAGUUGCUGAGCUCUGCAACCAUCUUAUCCUUUACCACACUCCCGAGACGAUAUCUCCGGAAGUUCAGCGUGAGGUCGUUGCUUCUGGUCAAGAAAUGGGCAUUGCACUUCAAUACGUCAACAUCGCCCGCGAUAUCAAGGUUGACGCUGAGAUCGACCGUACCUACCUUCCUCUAUCCUGGUUAAAGGAAGCCCAGCUCACACCUGAAGAUGUGAUGCAGCAGCCACAUGGUCCUACGAUUGAGAUGCUACGCCAGAAGCUUCUUGAUCGCGCUUUCGAAAAGUACGACGCUGCCAAGGGAGCAAUUGAUAAGCUUCCUUCAGAAGGGAAAGGUCCUAUUCGAGUUGCUGUUGAGAGUUAUAUGGAGAUUGGACGUGUGCUUAGAGAAACAGGUCCCGUUAUGAAGAAAGGAAGAGCUACUGUUCCCAAGUCGCGACGCAUUCGGGUUGCCUGGUCUGCGUUGAAACACUAG